Xyrichtys novacula (pearly razorfish) is the source of this 5935-nucleotide messenger RNA. Lineage: Eukaryota; Metazoa; Chordata; Actinopteri; Labriformes; Labridae. The record is from the annotation of a GenBank genome assembly.
GUGUCAAGAAAGUGCCGGAAGCUUUUAGUUUGUCCAAAAUGGCUUACCAGACACUACAACAGGAGUAUCUACAGAUUCCUGUUGUUACCAGGGCUUAUACGACCGCAUGUGUCCUCACAACCGCUGCUGUGGUAAGAUUAUUCGUGUAUUAUCUGUGUUAGCUCGGGAUUAGCUUGAUACCUUUAAGUAUAACUCAGGUACCGUCGUUACUUUGAUGUUAGCUCGGUGGUUUAGCUGUAGCAGAGAGUGAGACGUGUCUGAAUGUGGUUGUUCAGGAUAUUAUCUCUGUUUUUGAAGUCCAUUCGCCUCUUAAAGAGUGGUGAACAGCUGCAGGAGUAGUGCUUGAAUUUUAAGUAUUGAAAUGAGGUUCUUAGUUGAUGCUGUGUUGUGUUUCUGAGGCGUGGAGAGAAAAAAUAGACAAAUGUGUCUCCAGCUGUUCGUGAUGCCGACGAUGUAAAUAAAACCGUAAACGCACCACGAAAACGAAACUCCAUCUAUUAUUGGAAGAAAAUGGAUUUAAUCUGUUAUAUACUCGUUUACAAUGAAAUAGUGGGGAUAAUUGUCUUUGUUUUGCUUUAAAGUGCUUUAAAAACCCUCUUCAGUGUUCCUUUAAUGUCUAUUUGGGGUCACUACUUUAUUCUUAAACUCUAAAAAAAACUUGAAAUACCGUGAAUAAAAAAUAUUGUUUCUUAUAGGGUCUUUGAAAUUGUGAAGUGAUAAGGAAGAAAACAUUCUAAUAAUUACAUUUAAAUAUGAUUUUUAAAGCACAUAUAAGAUGUUUUUGACAUUAAUCAAUUAGACCAGUGGUUCUCAACUGGUCUCACUCUGGGACCCCAUUUCCCAUGGUCCUUAAGCCCCUAACCCACUCUUAUAAAAUUCAAACCAAUCAAAUUUAUUUCUUAUAAAGAAAAAAUAUCUUUGCAUUCAGAGCAUAUUCAGAAGAAUUUGAGGAGGACCAUGCAAUAAAUAAUAAAUAUCAAAUAGUACAAAAGAAAGACCAUACAAAAAAAAAGUUAAUUGGCUCGGUUCAGUAUUGUCACAAGGGACUUUUGGAUUUCUGAAAUUGUUGGGAAAGAAAAAUAAGAUAAGCAGUGGAGUUAAGCUAUAAAAAGAAAGCCGUAGUCACAAAUGUAUUUGUAAUGAAUCACUGAAAGAUAUAGAUUUUGGGUUAUGUUAUAGAUUGCUAAACAUGGCUGAUAUUGCUGUCAAUACCAAAUUUUACAAUUAAUCACAAAAUGAAAACAGCAGCCAAUGACUGUUUUGGAUCUAGUGUGUGCGGUUAAGGGAUAAGAAAGAUGUGUUGUCAAUUAGAAAAGAUGCUGUGAAGAUUGAUGCUGGUUAUGACAAAUGCCAUAAAAUCAGUCAAAAUAACCAGCCAACCUCUUAUUCAGUCUAUCUCUAGUUAGCACCAUUCGAGGUACAUCCCAUCUCUUGCCCACGCAUUGUGUCAUUUGCUGUUACAUAGAAGAUCAGCUAGAGGACGACCCAAUAGCAAUGAGCUGAAGGGGUCAAGUCACCACAGUGCAGUGGAAGCAAAACAUGCUUCCUUCAGUUUUUUUAUUCUUUCCUGUGCCUGUAAACUGCGACAAGAAAAGUCGUCCAUUGAAACCAUCUUAUCAAGCUAUAAUCAUAGCUAGACUGUAAAUGAAAACAUGCUGAAUAAAGCUCUCUGAAUCGAGCUGACGAACUGGUUUGUCCACAGGUGGAAACCAAAAUUGAGCUAAACUGAAACAUCCUCACAGGAGCUUCUUAUUGUCGGCUUAUAUAAUAAAAAAAACAGAAGGGGAACUUCUGUGUUUUUCCAUAUCCUUCAAUGUGUUUGUAUGUGUUUGGCUAAUGGGUGAACAGUCUCUGAAACUGGCCCUUGAGGGUGAGCAGAGCAGCCGGCAGCUGUGAAACAAGCUUACAGAUAGUUUGAUCGGGUGAUUGCAAAUCAUCAAACUGCAUCCAAUGCAAGCGCUUUAUUUCAUCACCGCCAGACUCAAUGAAACUUAACUAGAUAUAAAGUACAAAGUAAAAUACGAAGACCCAUCGGAUCUAGACUAGAUUUUUCCAGAAAGAGGAAAAAACAGUUUCAGCUCUGAUGAGUACAAAAGUGCGGGUUUGAGAGCAAAUAAACUGACUCAGGAGGCUGAGACAUGCUUCAAUGAGAACCCCUCCUUGUCACGGCCGAGGACCCACAGAUGAAGUUCCUUGUGUAAAAACCAUGUAAGGAAAGAGGACUUUUGAAGGUCAGGUCUUUGAGUCGAGGGUUAUUGAUUUGUUUUUGUCAGGAGUUUGUUGUCUGUUAUAUUAAGUCACUUUGAAAAAUUUCUUAUUGUUUUCUCUGCCUUUUAUUUUCACAGCAACUAGAGAUCAUCACACCGUUUCAACUUUACUUCAACCCAGAUUUGAUACUAAGGAAUUACCAGGUGAGAAAUGUUUCUUUCUGAAGUUAAAUUCUAACUAAACGUAAAGUUUGUUAACGUUCAGAUAAGAGCAGAUCUCCCUCAUGUGGUUCACACAGAUAAAUUUUUUUUCAUAUUGUGAUCAAAACAAAAUAGAUAUACUUCUUUUUUUAACUCAGUCACAUCACGAGUGAAGUGUCCGUUUCAGAAAAAAUGAUCAUUAUCAUCUCACGUGGCCUCCUCUGUGUGAGGUUGUGAUGUCCAGCUCAAUGCUCUGUCUGUCUCUCUUCCUGUAGGUAUGGCGACUCAUAACCAACUUCCUGUUUUUUGGUCCAGUUGGCUUCAAUUUCCUGUUCAAUAUGAUUUUUUUGUAUCCUUCUCAGUUUCAAGUCUCACUUCAUUUUACUAUUGAAUGAAUUUACAUAGUUUCUGUUUCAGUGGAGAAAAUUUGAAUGUUUCUCUGUCAAAGCACUGAUACAAUUUGUAGGACUGUAUCCAUACUGUAGAUCUGUAGAUUUCUUUAACAUUUGAUUUCAGGUACAGAUACUGUCGUAUGCUGGAGGAGGGCUCGUUCAGGGGAAGGACGGCUGACUUUGUCUUCAUGUUCCUCUUUGGUGGUCUACUGAUGACUGUAUCCUUCACAACCCUGCAAGUCCAAAAAAAACCUCAAUCCCAAAAGAGUUGGUUUGCUCUUUGAACGUUGAUGAAACAGAUUAGGAAGGCUGGCAAACUGUUAAAACCUGACCUUUGAUUGAAAAUGAAAACAACAUAUCUAAUGUUAAAACUGAGAAAUGUUACUUUUUGUGAAAAAAUAUCUGCCCGUUUCAAACUUGAUGCAGAAACAUGUUUGUAAAAAGUUAUUGGAGGAACAACCGAAAAGCUAAAAAGUAAUGUAAUGCUAAAAAAAACAGCUGGAGGAACAUCUUCAACAGAUGAGGUUAAGUUCCAGCAGGUUGGUAAGAUGACUGGGUAUAAAAAGAACAUUCAGAGAGGAUGAGUCUCUCAGAAGGAAAGAUGGGAAGAGGUUCAUCACUCUGUGAGAGACUGCGUGAGCUAAUAGUUCAACAGUUUCAGAAUAAUGUUCCUGAGUGUCAAAUGUGAAAAGACAGUGAAGCUGAGAAUUGCUCCAGUGCUGUGUGAAUACAUCUGAAAAGAGUUCAUUAGUACUGAUGAUAGACCCCUAAAGCAGUGGUUCUCAAGUCCAGUCCUCGGGGCUCACUGUCCUGCAUGUUUUGGAUGUUUCCCUGCUCCAACACACCUGAUUCAAAUGAUCAGCUCGUUAUCAAGCUCUGUAAGCUUAAUAACGAGCUAAUCAUUUGAAUCAGGUGUGUUGGAGCAGGGAAACAUCCAAAACAUGCAGGACAGUGGGUCUCGAGGACUGGACUUGAGAACCACUGAUCUAAAGCAUCCAAGAAUGAAUGUGGUGUAAGUGGGUGAAUAUGACAAGUGGUAAAAAAGUGCUUCACAGGGUUGGAACGACUACAACAAGAACCAUAGAAGUACAAGCUCACUUCACAUUCAGUAUGUUGUGACCCAUGGCCAGAACAUACCCUGAUAUCAGAAGCUGUAUGAGUCCUCAUGAUAACCUUUGUUUCAUCCGUGUAUGAUAUUUGCGAAUGCUGCUUCUCUGCCAUGUUCUUUAACAAGUCUGCAGAUAUUUGGCACAUUUGUGAGUCUGGUGUUUCUGGGCCAGGCCUUCACUAUCAUGCUGGUGUAUGUGUGGAGUCGGAGAAACCCAAACGUCCGCAUGAACUUCUUCGGCCUGCUGAACUUUCAGGCUCCCUUCCUGCCCUGGGUGCUGAUGGGAUUCUCUCUUCUACUGGGAAACUCCAUCAUUGUUGAUCUUUUAGGUACAUAUCACCACCAGCUGUAGACCUUAUUCAGCACUUUAAGGAUCAGUAACACUAAUACUAACGUGUAUUUCACCUUUUUUCAGGUAUCGCUGUUGGUCAUGUGUAUUUCUUUCUGGAGGACGUUUUUCCAAACCAGCCAGGAGGUGGAAGGUGGCUGAAGACUCCAUCGAUCAUGUAAGUCUGGAGUUUCUUUUCAAUCUUCGAUGGAUAAAAUGUCUUGGUCUUAUAAUAGAUUGUAAGGUGACCUUGAAUGUUUUGAAAGGCACCCAUAAAUAAAAAUAAUUCUUAUUCUUAUUGUUAAAUGAUGUUAAUGACUUACCUGGUUUGAACUGUUUCUAAUUAUGAUGGUACAGAAUCCAGGAUUUGACACUUUAGUUUGAUUUUUGAAAUGAUUUAUUUGACCCUGGCCUGAACACAUACACGCUUUGAGUCUGAACAGUCUGACAGCUCUGCAGAGAUUUAGUGUUGGUUCGUGAUUUGUUGUGACUCACUGAAUCUCUCCCGUGUGUUUCCCGCAGAAAGAUGCUGUUCGACACCCCGGAAGAAGAUGCAAACUACAACCCCCUCCCUGAAGAGCGUCCCGGAGGCUUCGCCUGGGGAGAGGGCCAGCGCCUCGGAGGUUAAAUUAACCUCUGAUCGAACACUUACAUGGACACUCCUCUUGUGUGAUAAAGGGGACAAACUUGGUCUGUUUUUUGACGUGUUUGUUCAGUUCUGGAUUAAUGCCAAACACGCUGAACUGGUUUGGAGAGAAGCGUCUGUCGUCUUUGUAAUUCAGGCUUAAAUCAUCCUCAGAAGCUCUUCUUUAUGCCGGAUCGUCGCUCUGAGACUUUUGGGAAGAAACUUUGGGUGGAGCUGUGGACGGUGAGGACGUGUGACUUCAUCUCAGAAAAAAAGUUAUUGAUUUAAAAAAAGCAGCUGUCACGUGAAGGAAACAACGACAGAAGUAAAUGUUACUCAGAUGGAAAGUGCUUUUUUCUUUUUCAUUUCACUUUUUAAAAAAAUAAAUGUGUGUGUGGCAAAUAGUGCUUUGGGUUCAUCUCUUUCAAGUGAAGUAGUACCACCUUAAACCAAAGAUAAGGUCAGCUGACUCAAAAAUACUAAAACAAGGGUCUGCGGAGAGGAUCAAGACUGACCGUGGCUUACAAAUGCAGAGGUUUUUAAUGUUUGUGAAUGGGAUUGGUUUAAUUUUCACACCUGUGCUUGUUUCUUCUGUUUCAUUUCACAGCCUCCCAUCUGUCCACAUUUUUUUUGUUGAUUUUAUGAAUUUUGCACACAUUGACACCUUCCUCAUUAUUUUGUUGCCAUAUUAUCCUGGUUUCUGGUUCAGCAGCAGGUCUGAAUGGAAAUUAUGCUGCUGCCUCAUGUUUGUUUGUUUUUAUAUUUGUUUAUUUAGGGAUUUUUGCAGACUGAGUCAUAACACCAGGGUUAAGAAGCUGUGAGUGUUUUUUGCUUACACUGGGGGAAAAUAAAAUCCCCUUUCUUAAUUUAUAGUUUCUAAAUAUCUGUAAAUAUUGUGGAGUGGGUUGAGAUGAUUUUUAGGACUGUGAUGAAGUCAAAAUUACUUUGGAUCACAGCUGGUUGUGUUUUUCUGUUUUAUUUUCAACGUUUUAUUAAUCUUCAGUAAACACUUUGACUAAUGGAGAUGGAUUUUACUGUAACACAUAAAUACAGGUCGAGAUCUGCCUAACUCUA